Messenger RNA from Gregarina niphandrodes, 801 nucleotides. RefSeq lists its product as hypothetical. Lineage: Eukaryota; Apicomplexa; Conoidasida; Eugregarinorida; Gregarinidae. Bases 1 to 801 code for a protein of 266 amino acids. The transcript has a single exon. The record is from RefSeq and is a predicted model, not a curated record.
AUGAGAAGUAAUAGGGCAUGUGAUGUGUUAUGGAGAAGUCGUCAUAUGGCGUUGGCAUUAUUUGUCGAUGGUAAUGGUGAGCUGUCUGGUAUUGAGAAUUGUGUUAUUCGACGUAUGCAUGUGCAAUUUGGAACACAUGAGCAAUUUGAGCAUCAUCAAACGAAGACGGUGGAAGUGAUAGUUGCAUGCCGCAAAGAUAACCGGGGUAAUCGACUCAAGGAGUUUAUGUGCCAGUCAUCUGAUGAAUCUAAAGUCAAUGAGGAAAUAAAUUGCUGGGAUUGGUUCCGAGAUCCAACAAAAAUACAGCUCGCAUCCAAAUCCACCAUGAACUACUGCGCCGGUCCGGAAACGCUACAAGAGUUUACUGUUUAUGCCACACAACAAAUUAUUAACAAUCUACCAGACCAUCUUCGUCAACGAAUAGAUAAACAUCAACUGGCAAUCAACAUAGCCGGUCAUCACCCGAUCCACCCGCCCCACGACUUGACAGAAAAUAUGAACACCGAAAACCCCAAAACCCAGUACUUCGAGUUCACGGACUACGGACCAGCUCGCGAGACAGAAUUCUGGAGUCAAAUCAAAACAGUCCAACCAGUUGUCAAACCCGUUGUACAACAACCCAAAUCACAGCUCAUUCCGGACAUCAACUCAAAUCAAUUAUUACGGGGCUCUUCUGGAUUGAAAACCCUUUCCACUCCCCUUCGACUACGAUCAUUCGCCCCACCGGCUGCAAAUGCUUUAUCCAGAAUCCACUUUGUCCGAAAGACUCCGAAAGAGGUUGACGACUCUGAAAGAGGUUGA